AUGUUUGGCCGCGUAAAUCAGCUACUCCGACACCUCUCGCGUCCCUUGCCAAAUUACGCCCAUACUUCUGCUGGCUCGUCCGUCCUGAGCAGGAACCAGAGCCCUUACGCGAUGACAUCAUCCGUCGUUCCUCUCAAACCAAAGCCGAUACACACGGCAGCAUGUCUGAUUAUCGGUGAUGAAGUGCUGGGUGGUAAGACUGUUGACACGAACUCUCCCUACUUUGCCAAGUUCUGCUUCUCUCUUGGUAUACAAUUGAAGCGAGUGGAGGUCAUCGCGGACGAUGAGGACGAGAUCAUAGAAGCCGUCCGACGCAUGAGUGACCGUUACGACUUUGUCGUGACUAGCGGAGGAAUUGGCCCAACGCACGAUGACAUUACAUAUCAAUCGAUAGCCAAGGCAUUCGGGCUCAAGCUGAAGCUGCACAAAGAGGCCUUCGAGCGGAUGAAGAGACUAUCCAAGCCGCAUCCCCUGCAGCCCAACUUCGACUGGGAGACGCCAUCCCCGGGUUUGACAGCCAAGCUCCGCAUGGUCGAGCUCCCUCACGAUGAGAACCGACCAGAGCAGGACCAGGCCGUGUUCGUCGCGGAGGACACGUGGGUGCCAAUUGCCGUUGUCAAUGGUAACGUGCACAUUCUUCCCGGUAUCCCUAGGAUCUUUGAACGACUGCUGGAGCACCUGAAGCCCCUGCUUCUGCCCAGGUUGACAAACCCAGAAGGGGAGGGAAUCUACCGCUACCUGUUCAGCACGCCUCUUCCAGAGAGCGCCGUGGCGCCGUAUCUGACAGAUCUUGCAACACGAGCAUUGCCGCACGGUGUCAAGGUCGGCAGUUACCCGCGGUGGGGUAAGAAGCGCAACACUGUCACUCUGGUAGGAACCGACAAGGCGUAUAUGGAUUCUCUGAUCCGCGAGGUAGAGGAGAAUGUCAAGGGCCGCAAAGUCGACAGAGAAGACGAGGAUGACCCACCAUCAGACACUGAGGAGAGCAAAUAA
Messenger RNA from Paecilomyces variotii, 993 nucleotides. Its product is annotated as 3'-phosphoadenosine 5'-phosphosulfate sulfotransferase. The coding region runs from base 1 to 993 and encodes 330 amino acids. The transcript is spliced from 3 exons. The record is from RefSeq and is a predicted model, not a curated record. NCBI's taxonomy places the organism in Eukaryota, Fungi, Ascomycota, Eurotiomycetes, Eurotiales, Thermoascaceae.